This is a messenger RNA of Mytilus trossulus (common blue mussel), 3227 nucleotides long. Its product is annotated as potassium voltage-gated channel protein Shaker-like. Gene Ontology annotation, cellular component: voltage-gated potassium channel complex; membrane. Gene Ontology annotation, biological process: protein homooligomerization; potassium ion transmembrane transport. The transcript has a single exon. Bases 788 to 2137 code for a protein of 449 amino acids. NCBI's taxonomy places the organism in Eukaryota, Metazoa, Mollusca, Bivalvia, Mytilida, Mytilidae. Gene Ontology annotation, molecular function: delayed rectifier potassium channel activity; protein binding. The record is from RefSeq and is a predicted model, not a curated record.
AACAAGAAUGAUUUUUAUCACAUCAUCUCAACUUCUCAUUUCAUGUAUGAUCAGUUCAUAUUUCCAUGGUGUAGCAUGUUACAACUCAGUGAUUGUAAAUGACUUAAACCUAGUCAGAUCGGCAAUUCAUUAUUAAUUACCAUCAACUAAACAGUUCAAUAUAAGUCAAUGAAACUGUGGACUAAUGCCUAAUUACUUGCCGAAAACAUGUGCAAUAAAAGGAAAGGAAAUUCAUCAACGUAUUUCAUGGAUAAUGUAUAAGUGGUUCCCAAACUAAGUGUUCAAUAUCUUAUGGACUGUCAGCUUAUAUUUACAAAGAAACCUGGGCAGGUAAUUGUUCUGUACUUAAUAUUAUGUUGUAAUGAAUAUUUAACGAUGAACAAUGACUAAAAUACGUUGUUUAUUAUGAAUCGAGGUGCGUUAAUAUUUUAUGGGAAACUAAUUCCAAAGGAAAGCUUGGAAUCCAAAGUACUCCCAUGAUAUGUGGUAUCUUGUGUGUAACGAUGAUGAAAUCGAUCUUACUAGUUUCAGUUCAUUUCUCCAUCGGAUAGCAUUGGAAACUUUUUUUAUUUUGCUUAAUACACGUACCUGUACAAUUUUAGGAUAAAUUACGAUAAAUAAUGGAAGCUUGUUUUUUCCAAAUCUCGGUAAAGAUUUAGAAUAGAUAAUGCUAUUAGAGAAUUGCUUCUGAUAAAAUUAUGUAGAUUACGGACUAUUUGUGAUUUAGGAUAAUGGAUUAGGGAGUGAAAAUAUAUCCAUCAUCAGGCAAAGUUUAUUAAUUAAAAAUAUGGCGGUUGUUUCGUUAAUGAACCAAUCUAGGUAUAGGCGUCCAGUUAGUCGACCUGACCGGAUGAAUGAUAUUGAUGGAGACCUUUGGUUGUUCCAGUCUCAAGAUUCGGCAAAAGGAGCACCACAUGCUUCAUUAGAUGAAGACGAUAAUGAAUCAGAAAUAUUAGUGUAUUUACAAACAUGUUGUGGCGACAAAACCGAUCAACCACAUCUUUGCAAACUACAGACUUGUGAGAGGAUUACAAUAAACGUUAGCGGUAUGUAUUAUGAAAUUUGGGCUUCCGUUCUGAAUAGACACCCGACAACAUUGUUGGGUAGUCCAAGAAAACGAUUAAAAUUCUUUGACAAGAGACGAAAUGAGUAUUUCUUUGACAGGCAUAGACCAACUUUCGAAUCAAUUUUUAACUAUUAUCAAUAUGGUGGGAAAAUAAUGAGGCCAGAUCCUGUUCCAGAUGAUAUAUUCUUACGUGAGCUCGAUUUUUAUGAAAUUGAAAGAGAAGCAAUUGAUGAAUACAAAACGGAAGAAGGUUAUACCACCGAGAAGACCAUACUUCCUACUCGCAUGUGGCAAAGAAAACUGUGGAUGUUGAUGGAAUAUCCUGAAACAAGUAUUUCUGCAUAUGUGAUAGCUCUUGUCUCUGUUUUUAUUACAAUGUUUGCCAUUGUUUUAUUUUGCAUUGAAACACUACCAAGUCUUUCUAAAAAUGAGUGCAAAGACGGAAAACCCAAUUACGUUGCACCUUUUUUCAUUUUGGAAACUAUUUGUAACAUCUGGUUCACUUGGGAAGUCUUCCUCAGACUAAUUUCUUGCCCCAAUAGGAUUACGUAUUUCAAAGACUUUAAAAAUAUAGUAGAUAUUGCUGCGAUUGUACCUUACUAUGUUCAGUUAGGUAAUAUGAUAUCUACCGAAAAUUGCGUUAAUGGAGAAACUUCUGGGGCAUCGCUAGCCUUUUUGAGAGUGUUCCGAUUAAUACGGAUAUUUAAAUUAACAAAACAUUCUGCUGGCUUGCAAGUUUUAAUUUUAACAUUCAAAGCCAGCAUCAAAGGUCUUUUGUUGUUUCUUAUAGCAAUGUUUGUGUGUAUACUGUUGUUUUCAAGUGCAAUAUUCUAUGCAGAACAUGGAUUAAAGGAUUCUCAAAUACACAGCAUUCCAGAUGGAUUUUGGUGGGCAGUAAUAACAAUGUGUACUGUUGGAUACGGUGACAAAGUACCUGUUGGGCCUCUUGGAAAGGUAAUCGGCAGUAUUUGUGCGAUCACCGGUGUCUUGACGUUGGCCAUUCCAGUUCCAAUUAUCACUGAAAAUUUUAACAAAUUCUAUGCACAUAAAACUGGCAGGGGUCGUAUAUAGUGAAUGUUUAAACAUAUGGUAGUUACUUUUAUCACUUAGAUUCUCAUUUCAAAAGUUUGGUUUGAAAGACUUUAGUAAAGGAUUACAAACACACUACCUUGUGUACUGCAACACAAAUAACACUUAUAUAGAGCCUAUAUAUAUAGUUUUAUCUCAAUUUGCAAUUCUGUAGUUGAAAUCCUAAACAUUCCUUUGUGUUGAAUGUUACUGUAUACUUGAUCACUGGACCUUCUACAGUUUUGAUUAAGAUUUAUGCACACCAGCCAUGGUCUACCAUUUAAGAUGUGGUCUACCAUUUAAAAUUUCAAACGAGCGUUGCAAUCAUUUGUUCGUCCUUUUUUCUUAAUGUGUUUAUUUUUCAAUCAGAAUUGUCUAUUAUCUUUUCACUAUUUUCAAUAUUUAAUGCAUACCUUUCAAAUAAAAUGCAUUUCAACAUGCGUUAUAUAUAUACACACGUUAGUAAAUAUUUGCCCAUACACAAUAGUUUUAUUAAUACAUUUUAUUUUACUAUUUUUCAUUAGAUCAAUAUGGUAAUUUCAACUCUUUAAAAUGUUUAUGAUCUAAGAUUGAUGGUACCUGUGGGAACACUUAAAGAUAUGCACAUUCCAUUGUUUUAGGGAAAAUAAAAUUGAUUUUACUAAUAAGUCAUCGAAAUCAAGACUGGGGUUUAUGUAGCGUUUAGUCUUUAGAUCUAUUCCACUACAUUGUAGCUUUCAUGUUUCAUUUAUCUUUGCGUGCGUUUGACACAGUAUAGAGGUUCACAUAAACAUUUAAAUAAUUCACACGUUUUAUGUCAAUGAAAUUUACUUUCAACAAAAGAAUGAGCUCAAAGAAUCCAUAACUUCUUCCACUAGAUAUGGAGGUUUUAAAAGUUAAUGGUAUUUUUUAAAAACUGUUUCAAUUCGUUUUCAGAAAACAUUUGAAACAAAAUCUCACACGUGUAUUGCCUGUGAUUUUCGGCGCCAACCUGUUUUUGUUAUUCCUUUAGCAUUAGUAUAAAACCUUUCCAGAAUCUUCACUUACAUAUGCAAUGUUUUUAAAACUUAAAAAGACCACCACCAUUUUUUUUUUUGUAGUUACUUCAACAUAC